Messenger RNA from Pyrus x bretschneideri (Chinese white pear), 1805 nucleotides. Its product is annotated as protein SSUH2 homolog. The transcript has 8 exons. NCBI's taxonomy places the organism in Eukaryota, Viridiplantae, Streptophyta, Magnoliopsida, Rosales, Rosaceae. Bases 201 to 1526 code for a protein of 441 amino acids. The record is from RefSeq and is a predicted model, not a curated record.
ACCCGAGUUUGAAAGCUGCCCCACCCCUUUCCCUCCUCGCCUACGAGUCCAAGACAAACCGAUCUAUCUAAAAAAAUUUGGUUUGACAUUGACUCGAUUCAAUUGCUGCCUUACUGGCGAAGCCAAUGCCAUAUUAUAAUUAGCACACCGAUCUCCACUUCUCUCUUCCUCUCCACUCUCUCACGCACACCCACACUGCAAUGGAGGAGCCUCUGCUUUCAUCAGAGAGAAACGGUGAAUUGGGAGAGAAGGGGAGUGAGAAAUGGAGCUCGUACCAGUACGUGGGAAGAGCUGGGUCGGUGAUUCCGACGGCGGCGUUGGCCGGGACUGAAGUCAGCGUGGAGGAGAUACGGUCGGCGGCUACUUAUUCCGACCACUACCCGCCUUCUCUUCGUGCUGCUUUGGUUAGUCCGCAGGAGCCUGAUCCUUCUGGUGUGCAAAUUUGUGUUUUGAGGAUUACAAAGUUGGGCUUACUUUCUAGUUAUGAAUCUCUGCUGUUUGCCAUUGCUCUGUCAUCAGAUGGGACUCUUCUUAAAGAUAUAGCAAUACCAGAUGAAGUGGAGAUACGAGAGUUGCUUAUUGAUCAUGUUGGCCAUAGAUGCUGUUGGGGAAGUCAUCCUGCACGGACCUGGAAGAUCGAAAAAGUAGAAGAUUGCAACCUUUAUGUGGGAACACUAGAUACUUUCAUUGAAGAAAGGGAAACCAUAAGAGAAACACAGCCAUAUCUUGGUGGCAGUAUUGAUGGAAAAGAUAAGGGACCAGAACUUGGAAUCUGGGCAUUGGAUUUAAAGUCUCAGUUUCCUGUUAUAUUCAUACCCCAUCAUGAAUCACGGGCAAUAAUUCCGCAUUCUGAGUCCAUUGAAAAAUGUUCAGGUUGUGGAGGAAGAGGAGAUAUUGUGUGUCCUAAAUGCAAUGCAAAUCAAGAACCUGGAUUCUACAAAGAAAAUCAGAUGGCUCAGUGUUCUGCUUGUUAUGGAAGGGGUUUAAUUGCUCAUAAAGAUGGAUCUGAUUCAAUAUGUGGGAGUUGCAAUGGUAAGGGAAAGAUCCCCUGUGCAAGUUGUGGAUCUCGUGGUUUAAUAAGAUGUUUGACAUGCCAAGGGAGUGGUUCUCUUUUGACACACAAAGUUGCUGUUGUUAAAUGGAAGACACUUUCAACCAGAAAGGUGAGCGCGGCAAGCGGAGCAGCAUCUGUGCCAGAUGAUGUUUUCCACAGAGCGAAAGGAGUCCAGUUGUGCAACACUCAGGCAUACCCGUGCAGUUCAGCCUUCUUUGCCGACUCUUUCUUUCUUAACCAGUUCUCCUCCGAAGUCAUUGCAGACAGAGCUCCUGUACCUCUCACUGCAAGGGUGAUUAGUGAGAGGCAUACCAUCUCUGUUGUGCCGGUGACACGCGUCACCAUGGCUCAUCGCAGUCGGUUGUUCAGCUUCUAUAUCAUCGGGUUUAGCAGGGAGGUGUACUUAAAGGACUACUAUCCACCCAGGUUUUGCUGGGGGUUGUGCCCUUGCUUGGAGUGGUUGAAGUUGUAAAGUGGAAGAUUGUCAUCUUCAAGAGUGAAACGGUUAUAAUAUUUUGUGCACACGAGUAUAUAGUGGCGGCCGGUAGCCUUUGGUCAAAGAAAGGCCUUAGAUUCGAUUCACACAAUUGCAACGACGAUAUAUUGUUGUAAAGGGUAUGAAACUAAGUUUUGCUCCAUUGUGAUUUGUUGUGGACGAGUUAUCGCUCCAUUGUAAAAGUAUGUUUACAAAUAGAUUUAUAUCAUUUGUUAUAUAAGAAAAUAAAAUGAAUAAUAUUAUUGUGGUUUAUAA